Molecule: messenger RNA, 995 nt
Organism: Drosophila willistoni
Lineage: Eukaryota; Metazoa; Arthropoda; Insecta; Diptera; Drosophilidae
Exons: 5
Coding region: 180-692 (170 amino acids)
Cellular component (GO): membrane; endoplasmic reticulum
Molecular function (GO): protein-macromolecule adaptor activity
Source: RefSeq, a predicted model, not a curated record
GGGCAGCGCAUUCCAUGGAACCAAGUGCUUUACAGUCAACGACGGACAACGCAGCGGAACGAUUAAGCGAGAGAAAUGUGCAGAAAAUAAAAAAAGAAAUUUAAUUUUAACAAGUGCAACAUAGCCCGGAUAUAUACGAGCAUACGUCUUGUCUGAUCAAGAAUAUUAAGUGCAAAGAUAUGGCUGCCAUGCAGUCGUCUAGCAGUCGUCCAAGGGAACGUCUUCUCUAUGCCUUUCGCGGUUGGAUAGCUUUUGUUGCAUUUAUGGAUCUAGGAACUGCCUUCCGUAGUUACAUCGAACGGCGAAGUUUUCUCGGCGAUCACAGUGAAACACAAUUUAUAGAGGGUGACUACACUAUAUCGCGCAUCAUUGGCAUGUAUUGUCUUUUGAAGGCAAUUGCUUUGGUCCAUUGCACUCUUUAUAUACAUUAUAGACCCGUUGUCAGCAUGGGUGGCUGCUCUUUGGCUCUUACCAUGGUUUUCUAUGCCACUGAGGCCUUAUAUUUCCGCUCCAGCACAUUGAAUUUUUAUGUGAUUUUCCCGUGCGUGUUGAACUCCAUCACAUUAUUGGGUUUGAUAUACAUACCGAAACACUUAAGGCUGUGGGAACCAAAUAUGGAUUUGGAUGAUGAGAAUUCUCAAUUAUUAAAGCAAAUGGGUGGAUUUAAGAGGCGUCGAGCGAAAAAAACCUAAGUAAUGUGAAUGUAUUGAAGUGAAAACAGUAUUGUUAUGGUGUAGAACGACUGCGAUUGGUGUGAUAUAUAUAUGACAAGAACAGUGAAAGAAAAUAAUCAUCAGAAUUAAUAGCAAUAUUGAAAACAACAACGCCAAAUUAGUGAUUUUCUAAAUAAUUAAGUCGCAAACGAGAGGUCAAUUCCUGACAUAAUCAUCUAAUCAAAUCAAAGAAAACAUUUUGUACUUCCUUCUUUUUAGCAAUUAUCUAGAAAUUAUAUUUAUAUAUACAAACAUAAUACGAAAUACGUUAUGAGCACUCAA